CAAAGAAACGGCAAAAGAACUGAAUAGGUACUUCGUAUCAGUUUUCACGUGGAAGACACCAGUGGCAUACCAGAACUUCGAAAACCUCGGGGGCAGAGCAAUUUACCAUUACCUGUGCUGGAAGAUCUUUCGCAGCCACUGACAGGAAGCCAUCUGCUAAGAAGGUCAUAUGGCUGUUUGAGGUUUGACUGCAAACUACUUGUGUUUUUCAAGAAGCUGUGAGAUGGCGGAGAGUAAGAUAGAGUUUUCUGCAAAGUCCUCCACUCAGCUAAAAAGCCGAAGCACAUUCUCCUUACUUGAGGCUGUUCUUUCUAUGGGAUACCCUGAACACAUAGCGCAGAAAGCUUUAGCUGCAACAGGAGGAAGGAGUGCACAAGAGGUUGCUGAUUGGAUAUUCGCUCAUCGUAGUGACCCCACUUUAGAUGAUCUCAUCCCACAAGAGUAUGUUCUGUACCUGUGCCCAUCAGGUACACUCUGGGACAAGCUAAUGGUCUUCUGGUCCAAAAGUCAACAACACUGCGGUCGGAAUCCAGCACAUGAAGUCUUCCCCCAUGUUACUCUCUGCCACUUCUUUACAUGUGAAGACAGUAAAGUGGAGAAUUUGUAUGAAGCACUGAAGAAAGCAGGAGACAAGUUUGCAGACCGUUUCCCAUCCUAUCUCUCUCUGAGUUUUCACUCAACCCCAAGUUAUAUUGGAUACUUCAUUGAUGAAGCAAGUGCCGAUAUCAUCAAACAGUUUGCUCUCGCCUUUGCAGCAGAGGCGAGAGCUUUGGCAGAUUGUCAGAUUGAUCUCUACAACAAACAACUGCACCUGACACUCGCUCAUAAGUUUCAGGUCCAGCAGCAGUGGAAACUGGAGGAACUCGCUCGAUCCAUCAAACUGGGGGUUAGCUGUCAUUGGACAGCAGCUAUUUAUUCCAGAGAUAUGCGAUUUGUACAUUAUCAGGUUUCACGUGCGCUUUACCCCUAUAUGCCACAGAAUGAGGAUGAACUGAAGCUAAGUUUCAGUGAUAAUAUCUUCUUGGACCCCACAAACCAGCAGGAUGUGAGUGAAGGUUGGGUCCGUGGAAUUUCACAUCGGACUGGACGGACUGGCCUUCUGCCCGAGAACUACACGGAGAGAGGGUAUGAGUCAGACACAUGGGUCAGGCACAGGACCUAUGCUUUUUGUCAGACACUCGUGAGAGCAUCCACAAAUAUUAAUGAGCAUAAUAUUUCCUCUUCACAAAACGGAAAGAUUGCAUCCUCACAGCCACAAGCAACAAACAGUAUUCAUAAACUUCUCAAGUCUCAGUUGAUUGAAGCAGCAAACUUGAGGAGAUGUGUUCUGACUAUGCGACAUGCUGAGAGAGUUGACCUGGUGUUUGGAAAGUCUUGGUUGGCACAAUGCAUCACCACUGAAGGUAGAUAUAUCAGACCAGAUUUGAACUUCCCUCACAGUAUCCCCCGGCGAGCUGGUGGUACCAAGGAUUAUGAACAUGAUGCUCCUUUGUCAUCCUGUGGGAUAUUUCAAUCUCGGUUAAUAGGUGAAGCAGUUCGCGAACAGGAACUGAUGAUCCAAUGUGUCUACUCAUCUCCUGCUCUACGAUGUGUCCAGACAGCUCACUAUGUCCUUGAAGCUCUCCACCUUGAUCCUGAAGUGAACAUCAGAGUGGAACCAGGUCUUUUUGAAUGGACCAAAUGGGAGGGUGAUCGGACAAUCCCAAACUUCAUGUCUGUGACUGAACUCAAAUCAGCAGGAUACACGGUGGAUGUCAAUUACAGUGUCCAUGUUCCUCUCUGCAAACUGGUUCCAUCAGAAACAUAUGAAGACUACAUUAGUCGGUGUUCUUCAGUAAUGAAAGCAAUUAUAGACAAAAGGGAUGAAGGAAAUAUUCUGCUGGUGGCUCAUGCUUCAACCCUGGAUUGUUGCACACGCCCAUUGCUGGGACUGCCUCCAAAGGACUCCAAGGAAUUUGUCCAAAUGGUUCGUAAGAUUCCUGCUCUUGGAUUGUGCUGCUGUGAAGAAGUCAAAGAAACAAAGAAGUGGCAAAUGAUUGAACCCCCCAUCAGGACACUGACUCAUGGACCCAACGCAGCUUUUAGUUGGAAAGAUAGCAUGCAAAUUUAAGGACAUUACAGUGAAUGCAUAAUUUCUUACCAUUGAAUUAAUCUUCACAUGUAACUGCAAACAGUUUGAUAACUGAAGUCUAAUUUAGUUAUAACUCUGAAUGAGUUCGAGAAAUAGAAGGAGUAGAUUAUUCAGGGUUGAAUCUGCUUGUUCAUUCACUCUGAACACUUGGUUCUACCUAGACUUGAUUCUAACAUCUAAUUAGUCUUGAAUUCACUCUAUGACUGAGCAUCUACAGUGUUCUGAGGUAGAGAAUUCCAAGGGCUGUCAAGAUCACAAAUGACAAAAUUAUUUCUGAUUUCAAACUUAAGUUAUUCUUAUCCUGAAAUCAUUUCAUGAAUUUGAGGUUUUAAAUUGGAAGCAAAAACUUCUUGACAUCUGGACCUCUCAGGUUCCUGAGAAUCUUAAAGGUUUCAAUGAGAUCACCUUGUAUUCUUCUUAACUCAAGGGAGGAGAAGUCUCUUUCACUCAUCUCUCAUCAUAAGACAACACCAUCUUCCCAAGAAUUAAUGUUUAUAUGAAUGUUUACGUCCUUAGCUAAGACCACAGAAUUGAGCACAAAUUACUGACAUAGAUAGGAAGAAACAGAGUUGGUGUAAUGGGUAAGUAUUCAA
Molecule: messenger RNA, 2724 nt
Organism: Stegostoma tigrinum
Lineage: Eukaryota; Metazoa; Chordata; Chondrichthyes; Orectolobiformes; Stegostomatidae
Product: ubiquitin-associated and SH3 domain-containing protein A-like
Exons: 15
Coding region: 224-2110 (628 amino acids)
Biological process (GO): negative regulation of T cell receptor signaling pathway
Cellular component (GO): cytoplasm
Molecular function (GO): protein binding
Source: RefSeq, a predicted model, not a curated record